AGCUCUCGGUUACGGCUCGCGGGUCAGGAUCGUAAUGAUCGAUCGAUCGAGCUGUCAGAUUUGUCCUUCUAAAGCCUGUGCGUGUGUACGUACCUCCACCGAUAGGUAACAACCGGCGUACUUAGUACUGCGAGCCACACGACGGUGUGACCUUGAACGGUGUGAUUAUGUUCAAGUUUGCUUCAUUAAUCGUAGCAGCGACAAAACGGCAAGGGCAGUGGAUGUUGCCGGUGCGCACGUAAAGUGCGUAGUAGUCGCGUACACCGAUCUGGACAUGAUCCUCCACAUUCCGGCAUUUCGCUUGCUGUGCGAUCCUCAACGUAGAGCGAGAGGGAUGAUGAGAGUGUGUGAGUGAGUGAGCGAGCCGGCCAUUGAACACUUACAUCAUCCUUCGAUCGUACAGAUGCGCUACUUUGACAUGGCAGCACACACAGGCCAAACAAUCCGGAUUGAUUGGUGGCUGGCUGGCGAGACGGACGCCACAAUCGGUCGAUGUGCGCGAUCACUUACAUAAGCUGCUGUACGGGACUGGUUUGGUGCGGGACGAUUUGAGAACGAUUGUUUGCUGCCAAAGCACUCCAAUACUAGCGCGAAUCUGUAGCUCGUCGUUGUUUACCAAAGGAACGGAGGCUGUGCCUUUCUUUGACGAACGGUACGGUGCGCUACGGUGACUUCAGCGACACUCGAUCAUCGCUCAGUGCGAACUCUUUGUCACUCCUGGUCGCCUGUGUACCGUGCGGAGACUUGCUACACGAGUCGCAAUAAGCUCAACAGAUACUUCUAUGUGCUUGACCACCGGCCAGGAAUGUAUGUUUUUCUGCGUGUCUGGCCCGUCCCAUACGCCCGAAGACGAUCGUCAACAACGAGACGGCAACAUCUGAAACUGGAUCACCGGCAGCGUCUCGGGCACCGCCGGCAACCUACAUUUUGCUUUGCACCGGCUCUUCGCGAAGGCCGAGGGAACGAACGACCACCACCAAACGACGGCUCCAAGAUGACUGCGGUGGAAGUGAUAUCCGGCUACAAAUACUUUGGCAAAGCGAACGAUCCGAACAAAAAGAUCGUUCUGAAUCAUCUCAACAUGAGCGUCACCCGUGGUUCGAUCUACGGACUACUCGGUGCCUCCGGUUGCGGCAAAACCACACUACUGUCCUGCAUCGUGGGGCGAAAGUUUCUCAACGAUGGCGAAAUUAACGUACUCGGCGGAACGCCCGGCACAGCAGGUUCGGGCGUCCCCGGACCACGGAUCGGCUACAUGCCACAGGACAUCGCACUGGUCGAAGAGUUCACCAUUAAAGAAACGAUCUACUAUUUCGGUAGAAUAUACGGCAUGUCGAAGGAGAAGAUUCGGGAACGGUACAAACUGUUGAAGCAUUUACUCGAGCUGCCCGGUGAUGAUCGGUACGUCGGCAACUGUAGCGGCGGUCAACAGCGGCGCGUUUCGUUCGCGGCCGCCAUGGUCCACGAACCGGAGCUGCUCAUACUGGACGAACCGACCGUGGGGUUGGAUCCGUUGUUGCGCGAAAAGAUCUGGCAGUACCUAGUGGAAACGACCAGUACAAGCAAAAUGGCUGUGAUUAUAACGACACACUACAUCGAGGAGGCAAAGCAGGCAGGUUUUAUUGGCCUGAUGCGCAAUGGCAUACUGCUGGCGGAGGACACACCGGCCAACAUCCUGGAGCGGUUCUCCUGCACGUCGCUCGAGGAAGCGUUUCUCAACCUCUGCCAGAAGCACGGUCCCUCCGAGGAGGCCGACCGCACGACACACCAGACGCAAACGCUGCGAGCGAUUGCGGGCACGCAAGACCUCAAGAAGGUGAUACCGGCGCUGACCACCAACGAACAGAAGGCAAAGGACGGCGGUGGUUUGUUUGCGGAAAAGCGGAAACCACUGACCAGCACGAUCAAGGAGCUGGUCAGCUUCACGAGCAGGCGGCGCAUGAACGCGCUGCUGUCGAAGAACUUCCUGCAGAUGAUCCGACAACCGGCUGGGAUGGUCUUCCUGUUCCUGUAUCCGAUAUUUCAGCUGGUAAGCUUCUACGUCGCGGUCGGUGGCAAUCCGAAGGACCUGCGGCUAGGGAUCGUGAACGAGGAGCUGACCAACAUUCGACAGUGCUUCAACGAGUCGCUCAUAACCACCUACUACCGCGAGGACUACGACUGUGAUCUGUACAAGGUGUCGUGUAGAUUUAUGGAGAAGCUCAACCGGAGUGUAGCGAUACAGGAAUACUACGACACGUACGAGGAUGCGUAUCGUGAUGCGCGGAAGGGUAAGAUUCUUGGGUUCAUUCACUUCUCGGAAAACUUCACCGAAUCGCUGCAGGACGUGCGGGACAAUGUGCGGGACGCGGACGACGGUUCGUUCCACACGUCCGAGAUAAAGGUGUACCUGGACAAGUCCGACCAGCAGAUUACGUUCUUCAUCGAGAAGAAGCUGCUCCAGACGUACCGCGAGUUUGCCGAAAGUCUGAUGGAGGACUGCCGGCUGCCGAAGCAGCUCGCCAACAUACCGAUCACCUUCGAGACGCCCGUGUACGGCACGUUCGACGAGGAGUUCACCGACUUCAUGGCACCGGGUGUCGUGAUGACCAUGAUCUUCUUUCUGGCCACGCUGAUUACUGCCACCAUCUUCAUCACCGAUCGGUUGGAGGGAGUAUGGGAUCGAACGAUCGUUGCCGGCAUCACGGCACUGGAACUGCUGCUGGCGCACAUUCUCACCCAGACGUCCAUUAUGCUGCUACAGUGUCUAGAAAUUAUUCUGCUUGCCACCUUCCUUUUCGAUGCACAGAACCAGGGAAGCAACAUCACCGUGGUCGGUCUGUUGAUGUUGCUGGGCUUCGCGGGAAUGCUGUACGGUCUGCUAAUAUCGAUCUUUUGUGAUGCACAUUCAACGGCCAACUUUAUGGCGACCGGUAGCUUCUAUCCCAUGAUCAUCCUGUGCGGUAUACUUUGGCCCCUGGAGGGUAUGCCCCAGUACCUGCAGUACGUUGCAUACUGCUUCCCAUUCACCAUACCGUCGAUCGCGGUGCGGAACGUCCUUACCAAGGGCUGGAGCAUUACCAACUCGCAGGUCUACAUGGGAUACGGUGCGGUCGGCGUGUGGAUCAUCAGCUUACUAUUACUGUGCCUGCUCGGGUUGAAGAUAAAGAAAUAGUUUGGCAGGAGCGAGCGGGGUACGAUUAAGCAAACGGGGAAUGGGAAUCAAGUUUUGGGUAGCAGCUAUCGAUAGUAUUUAAACACGAAACCAACAGGGCUACACGCUGGGAUGUAAGUUUUACGCUCUCCUUCAAUCCUACUUUUCCCUGCCGCAAGGUUAAUAUUAGGAUGGUAGUUUGUAAGAACGUGCAAAAACACCGGGAGUUGUUGGUGUACUGGGAGCGCUUUACGGCUUUCCCGUGUUCCCCCCCCUCCCCUCCCUCCCCCCUUUUGCUCAAUGACAAACCCGCUAUUUAAUCAGUCCGUAGGUGGAUGCUUCUCCUUUUUCCCUUCUUGUACAUAGAGCUUGUUAAUCUAAACGGCAGAAACGUUUGUUGCAGCCGCCGCAGAUCGGCGAAAUCUGCUACCGUGUUUGAUUUAUAGUGAGUGUGUGUGUGUGUGUAUGUGUGUAUUAGCUUAAGAUGUACGUAAAGACGAGAAGUUUGUAGCAAUAGCGUGUGUGGAGCAAAGCAACGUAUAGCGAGAUUGUGGAACCAAAACGAGAUAGGACGCUUCUUAUAAGGUAAUGCCGUGAACACGAUGAAUAGCAGUGCGGUAGCGAUGUAAGGUAUCUGGUCUGGAAGUCUGUCUGUGUCCCUAGGGUUAGGAAUGUUUGUAAUAUGUUUUUUGCUUAUUUUGUGUUAUGUAUAAUGAGAAAUAAACAGAAAUGCAUUCAAUGUUAA
Molecule: messenger RNA, 3878 nt
Organism: Anopheles stephensi (Asian malaria mosquito)
Lineage: Eukaryota; Metazoa; Arthropoda; Insecta; Diptera; Culicidae
Product: ABC transporter G family member 20
Exons: 11
Coding region: 806-3154 (782 amino acids)
Cellular component (GO): membrane
Molecular function (GO): ABC-type transporter activity; ATP hydrolysis activity; ATP binding
Source: RefSeq, a predicted model, not a curated record